CUUGGGAAUUUUCUUAUUAUUUUAGAAUUAGUCAAGAAUCGACCCAUGGUCAGUACAUUCCGGAGCCGGAGCACGUGAGCGUGCACACGGUGAACACCGAGGGUUCGAGUUUCACGCCUCCGGGUGACGGAGGGCAGCAACAGAAUCAACCUGAGCCAGCGGGACAGCCACCAGCUGUACCACCGCCAGUCGUACCACCUCCAGUGAUGCCAUUGUUGGCGAUACUGCAGGUGGCCUACGAGCAGAUGUUCCCGGCCAUGAUGGCCCAUUAUAUGCAGCACAUGGCGCAGCUUAUGCCCAUGUUCCAGCCGCCGCCACCACAGCCGCAGCCGCGCAUCGUUACCUUCAAGACGUUGAAGGAUAAUGGAGCGGAAGAGUUUCGAGGAGACAAGAUGGGGGAGCCCCAGAUUGCGUUGGAUUGGCUUGAGCAGAUGGACCGGGUACUCAAGAAUUUGAGAGUCCCUGAUGCAGAUCGCUCGGAGUUGGCGUCACAGAUGUUCCGGAAGGGAGCAUAUGAUUGGUGGAAGCGCAUUGACCAGGAUCCACACACGCCCAAGCCAUGGACCUGGGAUCGCUUUGAUCGAGCCUUCACGAAGGAGUACGUCCCCACCCGGUGUCCGUUGUCCGUGCAAGGGAAGCAAUUCCCUGCAGAUUUGAUAGAGCUACCACACAAGGAGUUUGACAUUAUCCUUGGUAUGGAUUGGCUCACCGAGCAUAGAGCAGUGGUCGACUGUAGUUGUCGGACCAUACGGCUGAGAGCCGAGGACGGUAGCGACGUAUCACUCUCCGGGGAGGUGUUCCCCAAGGCUCCCGAGUUCAUAUCGUCCUUGAGCGCGAGGCGCUUGAUUCGCAAGAAGUGCGAGAUGUUCCUGUGUCACGUUCAGGAUAUGUGAAAAGAAUCACCACGUCAGCAGGACAUUCGUACGGUUUGCGACUUCCCCGAUGUCUUUCCCGAAGACCUUCCUGGUUUGCCUCCACCGAGAGAGGUAGAGUUCUCGAUCAAUCUCAUUCCGGGUACGGAACCCAUAUCUGCUACACUGUAUCG
This is a messenger RNA of Cuscuta campestris, 1045 nucleotides long. The record is from the annotation of a GenBank genome assembly. NCBI's taxonomy places the organism in Eukaryota, Viridiplantae, Streptophyta, Magnoliopsida, Solanales, Convolvulaceae.